AUGGUUCAAGGUGCAAAGAAUGUCAUAAGUGCUUGCCAGGAAUGUAGAGUGAGAUGCUUGAUAUAUAACGAUUCAGUAGAUGUUGUAGAUGGUGGUUUGCAUGAUAUUCAUGAUGGAGAUGAGUGGUUGGUGUCUACGUGGAAAACUAACAACACGUUAAAUGACCUUAAGGCUCAAGUGGAAGCUUUGAUCCUGAGUGCCAAUGACAUUGAUGGCGUAUUGACAUGCUCUCUUCGUCCUAGUAAUGUUUUUGGACUUGGUGACCCAGAAUUUGUGCCAUACUUUCUCAAAUUAUCAAGAUAUGGUUUUUCAAAGAUUUCACCUUUUUCUGAAAAUGUUACUCAUGCCUAUAUCUGUGCAGAAGAAGCCUUAAAUUUCCAAAAAGUUUUUGUAGCAGGAAAGAAACAAAGCUUCAAGAAUUAUUUUGAUGAUGCCAAGGAAUUUCAAAGAUCAUUCAAGAUGAAUUUCAAGGAUGAAGAAAGCAAGAUGUCAAGCAAAAGAUCUCAAGAUAAGAUAUAA
This is a messenger RNA of Glycine soja, 519 nucleotides long. RefSeq names its product 3beta-hydroxysteroid-dehydrogenase/decarboxylase-like. The transcript has 5 exons. The coding region runs from base 1 to 519 and encodes 172 amino acids. Gene Ontology annotation, biological process: steroid biosynthetic process. Gene Ontology annotation, molecular function: 3-beta-hydroxy-Delta5-steroid dehydrogenase (NAD+) activity. Lineage: Eukaryota; Viridiplantae; Streptophyta; Magnoliopsida; Fabales; Fabaceae. The record is from RefSeq and is a predicted model, not a curated record.